Parastagonospora nodorum SN15 is the source of this 1486-nucleotide messenger RNA. RefSeq lists its product as hypothetical. The transcript has a single exon. NCBI's taxonomy places the organism in Eukaryota, Fungi, Ascomycota, Dothideomycetes, Pleosporales, Phaeosphaeriaceae. The record is from RefSeq and is a predicted model, not a curated record. The coding region runs from base 1 to 1215 and encodes 404 amino acids.
AUGUCAUUUUCUGUCCACCUGCCCCGACCCCUUCGCCGCCGCCCCGUGAGACAGGCCCUGCUCCUUGCACUCGUCCUCCUUGCCUUAUUCGACGCCAGCCAAAUCCUCCACUACCAAUCGAGUAUCACAGCCGAAACCGCGCCCGCUCCUCGAUCGUCUGAACGGAUCUACAUCGCUAGCAUACACUGGAAUAAUGAGAAGAUUCUGCGAAGCCAUUGGAAUGAUGCCGUGGUAGAGCUGGCAAAAGAGCUUGGGAAGGAAAAUGUGUUUGUCACGGUGUAUGAGAGUGGGAGUUGGGAUGAGACGAAGAGUGUGUUGAGUGAGCUGGAUGAUAAGCUUGAGGCGCAUAACAUCAGACGCAAUAUCACGUUGUCCAACACCACCCACGUGGACGAACUAUCAAUUGCGGAAGAGAAGAAGACUGCUGGGUGGCUAGACACGGCAUCAGGAAAGAUGCUACGGCGGAUACCAUACUUGUCUCGACUUCGCAAUUGGUCGGUGGACCCUCUGCUCGAGCUUUCACGGCAAGGACAAAAGUUCGACAAGGUCCUGUUCCUGAAUGACGUCGUCUUCUCAACACAGGACGUUCUUCGAUUACUGAACACGAACAACGGAGACUAUGCAGCUGCCUGUUCGCUAGACUUUAGCCGACCUCCGCAGUUUUACGAUACGUUUGCCCUACAAGACACGGAAGGCCACCGGAUGCUCAUGCAGACAUGGCCGUACUUUAGAGCUAAAGAGUCGCGUCAAGCAAUGCUCGCGAGUUUUCCCACACCAGUAGCAAGUUGUUGGAAUGGCAUGGUUGUAAUGCCCGCAGAACCUUUCGUCUCUGGCAAACUCCGGUUCCGGGGCAUUCCAGACUCGCUCGCAGCCUUGCAUCUGGAAGGAUCAGAAUGCUGCCUUAUCCACGUCGACAAUCCUCUGCACACGGCACAGAAGCGCACGUAUGUGAAUCCUCAAGUUCGAGUAGGCUAUAGCGGGGAGGCAUACGAGGCAGUUCAUCCCCAGGCAAUUCUUCGGUCGUUCUUCCGAACCUAUGCAGCGGUAUGGGAAAACCGCAUCAGACGGUGGACGACAUCGCCCCGCACAGCGGAGUGGAAAGUGCGGAGCCGACUUCAUGCGUGGAGACGUAGGACAGAGGAGAAGGAAGCUGGAGAGGUUUGCAUCGUCGAUGAAAUGCAAGUGCUGGCUGACAAUGGUUGGGCACAUGUUUGAGACAAAACAAUGCUUUCACAGUCUACUCCGUCGAUAUGGCCUUAGCUUGGCAUGCGAACAGGCAGCAAUCCUCGAAUUCAAGGCCAAGACCGCACUGAUCAGUUGUCGAACAUCUUCAGAUGUCCAGGAGCCUACAAAGUACGCCUCGUACGUGCACGGGCCUUGUUGAGAUGUCCGUGGUUGCUACUUCACAUUAGGAGGCGGCUCAAGGCGACCAGGAUAAUGAUCAUUCAGCCACACACCCAAGUACAAAUGGACAGUACCCAGCCAC